Saprolegnia parasitica CBS 223.65 is the source of this 636-nucleotide messenger RNA. RefSeq lists its product as hypothetical. Lineage: Eukaryota; Oomycota; Saprolegniomycetes; Saprolegniales; Saprolegniaceae. The transcript has 2 exons. The coding region runs from base 1 to 636 and encodes 211 amino acids. The record is from RefSeq and is a predicted model, not a curated record.
AUGAUGCUCACCAUGUCGGGCAGCUCGGGCGCCUUUGCGUACGACCGCGCCAAGCUCUACGCCGACUAUGCUAGCGACAAGACCACCGCGAGCACGACGUACCCCACCGUGACCAAACCGACCCGCCGAUCGAGCUCCGGAUCGUCGGCCGAGACGGCAGCGUCCACAUCGCCGCCGCCACCGUACAAACCCGCGUUUGCUUUCGACCUUCAGGCGAUGCUCGUGCAAGUAACUGUCAGCGUCGAGCCGCCCGUGCCAAAGCCAACGAGACCGACCGCGUUCCCAACGACCAAGCCGCAUCGCGUCUAUGGGGAUUACGUCGACGCUGCGUACAACCGGCCACGAACGAUGCUCGGCUCGUACAACCACCUCCUUCACAACGCCCACUCCAAGUCGGUCGGCGAUAUCACCAAGCAGCAAGGACCCACGAAGCGCCGCAUCUCCCGCACCGGCACGGUCGACUCGAACACGUCGUCCGUCGGCACAGCCACGAGCAGCUCGAGCGACGAUAACAUCAAGCUCCCCAAGUACCGCCCCGCGUUCCGGUACAACCUCAGCGUCAUCGUCAACGACCUUCGAAAGAGCGUCGAGCAACCAACGGCGCGCCGCCCCCAUUCGAGCCAUUCGCGCGUCUAA